Sus scrofa (pig) is the source of this 1468-nucleotide messenger RNA. RefSeq names its product collectin subfamily member 11 (gene COLEC11). The record is from RefSeq and is a predicted model, not a curated record. Lineage: Eukaryota; Metazoa; Chordata; Mammalia; Artiodactyla; Suidae. Gene Ontology annotation, biological process: ossification. Gene Ontology annotation, molecular function: growth factor activity.
UUGCAGAUAACGCCCCCCGCCUGAUGUGCUGGGAGGUCUGUCGGCCAGGCGCUGCCCGCCGUGAGGGACCCUGGAGGCCCCGGGUGCCGUGUCCCCUCAGGGGCGGUCAGGACACCCCUGCGUGGUGUGUGCCUCAGGAGUCAGUGUCCCGCGGGGCUCAGGAUGAAGAGGGCUCUGGCUCUGGUCGGCCUGGCCUUCCUGUCGGUGCUGCGAGCUGGACGCCCUCAGCAGACGGCGGACGACGCCUGCUCCGUGCAGAUCCUUGUCCCCGGCCUCAAAGGCGAUGCUGGCGAGAAGGGGGACAAAGGCGCGCCGGGACGGCCUGGACGAGUGGGCCCCACAGGAGAGAAAGGAGACGUGGGUGACAAAGGACAGAAAGGCGGCGUGGGUCGCCAUGGAAAAAUUGGUCCCAUUGGUUCUAAAGGUGAAAAAGGAGAUUCUGGUGACAUAGGACCCCCUGGCCCUAGUGGAGAACCAGGCGUCCCCUGCGAGUGCGGCCAGCUGAGGCAGGCCAUCGGCGAGAUGGACAACCUGGUCUCCCAGCUGACGGCGGAGCUGAAGUUCCUAAAAAACGCGGUGGCCGGCGUGCGCGAGACGGAGCAGAAGGUGUACCUGCUGGUGAAGGAGGAGAAGAGGUACGUGGACGCGCAGCUGGCCUGCCAGGGCCGGGGCGGCACGCUGGGCAUGCCCAAGGACGAGGCCGCCAACGGCCUGCUGGCCGCCUACAUCGCGCAGGCCGGCCUGGCCCGCGUCUUCAUCGGCAUCAACGACCUGGAGCGGGAGGGCACCUUCGUCUACGCGGACCGCUCGCCCAUGCAGACCUUCAACAAGUGGCGCAGCGGGGAGCCCAACAACGCCUACGACGAGGAGGACUGCGUGGAGCUGGUGGCCUCGGGGGGCUGGAACGACGUGGCCUGCCACCUGACCAUGCACUUCCUCUGCGAGUUCGACAAGGAGCACGUGUAGCGCGGGCUCGGCUUCUCCAGGGGCCGCGGGGCCGCCUCCGCGAUGCGCGGGUGGGGGUUCUUCCCAACACGGGGUCCCCGAGCAGGAGCGCAGGGCUCCCCGCAAAGGCUCCUUUUCUGAAUCUUGGAGCAUGGUGCGUGCUUAGACGAAAAGGCGGUGUUUCUGGGUAUUAUUUCUGAAGAACUAACGUUUUAUUCACUGUGUUGUCGCCAGAAUGUUCAUCACGUAAUUGUUACUCACAAUUGCUCUUGGCUUUGUCCGAAGUAUAAAAGGAAAUCUUUGAAUAUUGCAGCUGUUAGUACAAACAACGGUAGUGAGGUCUUAAGUUCCUGUCAUCCUUUUAAUUUCUAUAUGGAGAAGGAUCCUUUUUGACCAAUGCUUCUGCAAAGCACAUUAAAAUAUACAUUCCUUUUCACUAUUAGCCAAGUAGGAACAAUUUUGCUUUGCUGCAAACCCAGUUUCCAGGAAAAAGAAAAAGAAAAUCUGUGGAAUUGAAACCGAA